Lycium barbarum (goji berry) is the source of this 797-nucleotide messenger RNA. RefSeq lists its product as uncharacterized. NCBI's taxonomy places the organism in Eukaryota, Viridiplantae, Streptophyta, Magnoliopsida, Solanales, Solanaceae. The coding region runs from base 1 to 675 and encodes 224 amino acids. The transcript has 2 exons. The record is from RefSeq and is a predicted model, not a curated record.
AUGUUCAUUAAGACCAAAAUCUCUACUGAUAUUCGUGGUUCUGUUGAACAUUAUAACAAUGUCAAGGCAUUAUUGAAGGCUAUUGAUGAACAGUUUGAGACUUCAGAUAAGGCACUUGCCGGCACCCUGAUUAUGAAAUUCUCAUCAAUGAGGCUCACCAGUGUGAGAGGUGUGCGCGAGAACAUCAUGAAAAUGCGAGACUUAGCGGCUCAGCUAAAGACUCUUGAGGUUGAAAUGUCUGAAACUUUCCUUGUGCACUAUAUUUUGAACUCUCUUCCUUUACAGUACGACCACUUUAAGAUAUCUUAUAACACGCAUAAAGAUAAAUGGUCUAUUAAUGAACUUAUGGCCAUGUGUAUUCAAGAGGAGGGUCGAUUGCUGAUGGAAACAGGAGAAAGUGCAUUCAUGGCUACUCAGGGAAAGAAGACCUACCAAGCCAAUAAGAAGUGGAAAGGAAAAGCACCAGUUGAACCUGAACUUGAUAUCAAGAAAGAGUCCAAGAGCCGUUUCUGUAGAAAGAAGGGGCAUAUAAAGAAGGAUUGUAUCAAGUAUCAGAAAUGGCUUGAAAAGAAAGGGAUUAAAAAAACAUGCGGAAGCCAGUGGGAGCUGAGCGAAGCAUCUAUUCUGGAAACAAGAUGCAGUCGCGUGUGGAAGCUAUUGGGACAUGCGCUUUAGUUCUUAGCGGUGGUUUCAUUUUAGAGUUAGAAAAGAUCUUUUAUGUACCUAAGUUUUCUAGGAAUUUAAUUUCAGUUUCAAAACUUGUACCCUUGGGAUAUUCCUUUCUUUCUAGAAGGUUA